Scatophagus argus is the source of this 3189-nucleotide messenger RNA. Its product is annotated as transcription factor COE3-like. Gene Ontology annotation, biological process: regulation of transcription by RNA polymerase II. The record is from RefSeq and is a predicted model, not a curated record. Bases 263 to 1987 code for a protein of 574 amino acids. Gene Ontology annotation, molecular function: RNA polymerase II cis-regulatory region sequence-specific DNA binding; DNA-binding transcription factor activity, RNA polymerase II-specific. The transcript has 16 exons. Lineage: Eukaryota; Metazoa; Chordata; Actinopteri; Scatophagidae.
CUCACAUUUUCUUCUUCUUCUCCUUCACUCUUUCCUUCAUCCUCUUUUUAUUUCCUCCUCUCCCGGCUGCUUUCGGAGGCGCUUACAUGGUGAAGAAAACCGGCCAGAAGCUCGAGUCUCCGUCCGACCUGCGCAGCUGCUUUUUGUUCUGCUGGAUUUUUCUUUUUUCCUGUUGAUUUUUCUUCUUCUUCCUCUUGUUUUGCUCCGGUGGUCGCACGGCAGCGGCGGCGGCAGCAGUGGUUGCAGCGUUGGGGCCCCGGAGAUGUUCGGGAUCCAGGACAACCUGCCCCGCGGGGCCACGGCCAGCAUGAAGGAGGAGCCGCUGGCUGUUCGCUCCUGGAUGCACUCGGCCGGCGUGGUGGACGCUAACACGGCCGCUCAGAGCGGGGUGGGUUUAGCCCGUGCUCACUUUGAGAAGCAGCCUCCGUCCAACCUGAGGAAGUCCAACUUCUUCCACUUCGUGCUGGCGCUGUACGACCGGCAGGGUCAGCCGGUGGAGAUCGAACGCACCACCUACGUGGACUUUGUGGAGAAAGAGAAGGAGCCGACCGGAGAGAAGACCAACAACGGGAUCCACUACAAACUGCAGCUGCUCUACAGCAACGGAGUGAGAACAGAGCAGGACCUCUACGUCCGGCUGAUCGACUCCAUGACCAAACAGCCCAUCAUCUACGAAGGUCAGGAUAAGAAUCCAGAAAUGUGCCGAGUUCUGCUGACCCAUGAGAUCAUGUGCAGUCGCUGCUGCGAUAAGAAGAGCUGUGGAAACAGAAACGAGACGCCGUCAGACCCCGUCAUCAUCGACAGGUUCUUCCUCAAGUUCUUCCUGAAGUGCAACCAGAACUGUCUGAAAAACGCUGGGAACCCACGAGACAUGAGGAGGUUCCAGGUGGUGGUGUCUACGACAGUGAACGUGGAUGGCCACGUUCUCGCCGUCUCCGACAACAUGUUCGUCCACAACAACUCCAAACAUGGCCGCCGAGCCCGGAGACUGGACCCGUCUGAAGCAGCCACUCCCUGUAUUAAAGCCAUCAGUCCCAGUGAGGGCUGGACGACGGGGGGAGCGACUGUCAUCCUGAUUGGAGACAACUUCUUCGAUGGGCUGCAGGUCGUCUUCGGCACCAUGCUGGUGUGGAGUGAGCUGAUCACCCCCCAUGCCAUCCGGGUCCAGACACCUCCCCGUCACAUCCCCGGGGUCGUAGAGGUCACGCUGUCCUACAAGUCCAAACAAUUCUGCAAAGGAGCACCUGGACGUUUUGUUUACACAGCGCUGAAUGAACCCACCAUAGACUACGGCUUUCAGAGGUUACAGAAGGUCAUUCCUCGUCACCCUGGAGACCCCGAGAGACUGCCCAAGGAGGUGCUGCUGAAGAGGGCGGCUGACCUGGUGGAGGCGCUCUAUGGGAUGCCUCACAACAACCAGGAGAUCAUCCUGAAGCGAGCGGCCGACAUCGCCGAGGCUCUCUACAGCGUCCCCAGGAACCACAACCAGAUCCCAUCGCUAGGAAACACCGCCUCCCAUGGCAUGAUGGGAGUCAACUCCUUCAGUGGACAGCUGGCUGUCAACGUCUCUGACACGACGCAAGUUGGCUACAGCCGUAACACCAGCAGUGUGUCGCCGCGGGGAUAUGCACCAAGCUCCACCCCUCAGCAAAGUAACUAUGGCAACACUGUCAGCAACAGCAUGAAUGGCUACGGCAACACUGGCAUGCCAAACCUCGGAGUGGCAACGUCUCCCAGUUUCCUUAACGGCUCCUCUGCCAACUCCCCAUACGGCAGUAAGUAUCAAGUCGUUCCCUCCAGUCCAACGAUGGCCGUUUCCAACUGUAACUCCUCCCAUGGAGUUUUCUCCUUCUCGGCUGCCGUCAAACAGAAGAGCGCCUUCGCUCCGGUCGUCCGACCAACAGCUUCACCUCCUCCUCCACCAAACUGCUCCAACAACACCAAUGGACUGCAAGCCAUGUCCAGCCUCGUCGUUCCUCCGAUGUAAAGAGUCUUCCUCCUCGUUCUUCGUCUCGCCCCUCCCUCUCAGCCACGAGCACCAAUCACCUCAGAGGAGGAGGGGCCUCUGGCAGCAGCUGGCCAGUCAGGACAGAGAAUCAAUGACUGAACAAAGCCUCCGGUCAGUAAAGAAGAGAAUUAGAAGGACUUUCUGUACAGCCGUUUUCUGCAGGUGCUUUCAGCUCUGUAAUCAUUCUGAUGUUAUGGUCUGUGUUUGGGGUUCGGGCCUAUUGGUGUAAAAACUGUGAUGUCACAGCUGUUACGUGACAUCAUCUCCUCUACUUGUGAUGUAAUUAAACAGGGAACAGUUCCAAAUCUGAAGGUUCUGGACAGUGAAGUCCAGCCAGUUCACCAAAUUCAUGUUUUGCAGGAUUUAAAUUCUAGAGCCUCCAGCUGUGCUGCUUCUGGCCAAUCAGAUUCCAGUAUGGUGACAUUUUAACUUGAUUUUAGUAGUUAAAUGUGAUGAAAAACAUAUUUCUGACUCAUAGUACAUAAAAGAUCUGAAACCAGAAUAAUUUUGGGCCUUUAAUUGUUUUACUAAACAAAGCACAGAAAUAUGAUGACAAAAGAACUCCUCUUACUAGCCCCGCCCCUUCUUCAUUUAGCCCCACCCUGCCUGUCUGUGUUUUUUUACUUAUUUUUAUCUAUGUAUUUAUUUUGAAUGCUCGCGCUGUAAAAACAAAUUCUGCAUCCUGAUAGGCUACUGUGACUAUCUGUCUUCUUGUUCAGAGUUGUCUUUUUUGUUCUAGUUCCUCCACCCCAAACCCGCUCCGAGCACUUAAACUCCGCUCUCGUAUCUCAAAGCCCCGCCCCGCCCGUCCGAAGCCCCGCCCCCGUGUUUUCUGUGGGUUUUGUUGUAGCUGGCUGAAUAUUUAUACGUCACUGUGGUUGAUCACGCCGCCCCCUGCCUGUCACUGAGCUCACUGAGGGGGAGUCUUUUUGUACCAUACAGAUUAUAAAUAGUGUAUUUAUAUCUCGGAUUGUUUUUGUAUAAAUGGAUGUUGAAUCAUGUUGUCUUCAUGGGGUUUUAGACAUGUGUGUGUAUGUGGUGGUGCCACACUGAAAAACAAACCAUUGUUUUGUAUCAAAAAAGAAAAGUGAAUGUUAAUGUCUUCACACAUUUAUAUCGCUGUCAAUCAAAGCUGACAUGUCCAAUCAGCUGCAGUUGUUUUUGUUUUUAAUGUAAAUCUU